CUCUAAAGCACAGUGACAAGACAACUGUUCAGGGCUCAACAACACAAUGGAUGUUUACCAGCCAUACAGACACAACCAAAUGGAUUAUAACGCCGAGAGUCGAGACGCCAAGUUGGGGAAAGGGCUUCAGAAUGUCGACGAUCGUCUUGAUAGUGGUGUGGAUUCGCUCAGAGAGGAUGUAGUUGCCGAACUGGAGCGAGUGCGUUUGGAUUGCGAACCCGCUCCCCGGAUACCCGAAGAAAGCUGUGAACCAUGGAAGAAAGAAAUUACUGAGGACGGAGACACGUUCCUGCAUAUGGCAAUCAUUCAUGAAGCCAAAGAUCAUGCCAUGAAGAUGAUUGACUUGUCAGUCAAUGACCCCUUCCUGAAUACACAGAACUAUCAAAGACAGACGGCGCUGCACUUGGCAGUGAUCACAGAGCAGCCGGAGGUGGUGGCCCACCUGAUGCGCGCCGGCUGCGACCCGCUGCUGGUGGACGACAGCGGCAACACGGCGCUGCACAUAGCCUGCAGGAAGGGCUCGGUCACCUGCUUCAGCGUGCUCACCCAGGCCUGCUCCAGCUCCCAGCUCUCCACAAUGCUCACCACGCUCAACUACAGCGGUCAAAACUGUUUACACCAGGUUUCCAUACAUAGCUACCUUUCGCUGGUGGAAAGACUCGUUGAGCUUGGAGCCGAUAUUAAUGCACAGGAGCAGUGCAAUGGGCGGACGCCACUUCACCUGGCCGUUGACCUUCAGAACUACGACCUGGUGCACCUGCUCAUCAGCAAAGGGGCCGACGCCAACAGCCUGACGUACGGCGGCCACACGCCGUACCACCUGACCUACGGCCGGCUCAACGCCGCCAUCCGGGACGAGCUGUACGAGCUGACCGCCCAGCACCUGCGGCCACUGCCCGAGAGCGAGACGGAGGAGGAUGAGGAGGACUACCAGUCGGAGGACGAGUUCUUUGAUGAUGUCCAGCUGACGGUAUAGAGGACGCAGCUCAGUCAUAUGUGCGUGGCCGCAGUAAACACAGUAUGUUUGAGUGGACAAGACUGAAAGACUGUAAAAUGGGGUGAGAGAGCAGCACCCAGGCCUGAGCUGGCCACAUGGACAAGCCUGAUGAAGUGGCCUGGAGUCUGGAUGCCCAGAAGAAGAGUGAGAGAAGAAGAGAGAGAAGAAGAGGGAGGGAGAGAAGCAGGCCCCAGGAACAGAAGGCUACCUGAAAGUGUUGGGACAGAGAAGCCAGUGAAGUUCACAGUUCAACAGAGGGAGAGAUGUGUCGUGUUUUUUUUUAAAAAACAAAAAUAUAUAUUUUCUCACGUCACACCUCGAGAAAAGGAGCGUUUUCAUCCACAGACUUCAGAGUACGGUGUAUAAAUGUUGUAAAUUUGUGUAAAGAAACAGAUUUAUUUUUUAUAAAUAUUAAUGUAUAUCUGUACAAAGUUCCUUUGGAAAAAAUGUAUGUUCCAAAGUUACAUCUGUGAAGAGUACCCUACCACACUCCCGUAAAUUAAAAAAAGCAACAAACUA
Molecule: messenger RNA, 1516 nt
Organism: Sardina pilchardus (European sardine)
Lineage: Eukaryota; Metazoa; Chordata; Actinopteri; Clupeiformes; Clupeidae
Gene: nfkbiab
Product: nuclear factor of kappa light polypeptide gene enhancer in B-cells inhibitor, alpha b
Exons: 6
Coding region: 47-976 (309 amino acids)
Biological process (GO): cellular response to tumor necrosis factor; toll-like receptor 4 signaling pathway
Cellular component (GO): cytosol
Molecular function (GO): NF-kappaB binding
Source: RefSeq, a predicted model, not a curated record